UACAAACAUUUUUAUUCACGAUUUUGAAUUCAAAAACCAAGGAAUGGAUACACACAUCCCUUCUCGACCCGUUGAUCGUGAAAAAGCAGAACACGAUCUUUCAAUCAACAUAAAAAAGGCCACGAGCCCUGAGGAAACAGCUCCAAAACAGAAACAUGUUCGAAAAUGCAUUGUAUAUACGUGGGAUUAUCAUACUUCGGAGUCGAUUUGGACUGGGCUUAAAGUUUUGCCAAUUUUAACCGAUGAAGUACAAACUUUUAAAGCUUUAAUAAGCGUUCACAAAAUUAUUCGAGAUGGUUAUGGUAUACUUAUUCGCAAAUAUGUCGAAUUUCUCAAGGCUAAAUUGGAUUAUCAUCGUCAUCAUCCGGAAUUUAAUGGAAAUUUUGAUUACGAAGAUUAUAUUAGUUUAAAAAAUGUGGACGACCCUAAUGAAGGAUAUGAGACCAUCAACGACUUGAUGAAUUUACAAGAUCAGAUCGAUUCAUUUCAAAAAUUAGUUAUUGCACAAUUUCGAGGUUUAUCCAAUAACGAAUGUCGUAUAGCUUCUCUUGUGCCAUUAGUAGAAGAGAGCCAUGGCAUUUACAAAUUUUUAACCAGCAUGCUUCGAGCCAUGCACAAACGUACCGAUAAUGACCCCCCUACUCUAAUCGACAAUAGUGUACCACCGUUACCGAAGCGUCCUCAGUCAAAAUCACCCGCACCAUCAUCUUAUUCAGAACCUGAACCUAUAGCAGAAUUCUGGAAAGAAAAUGAGGCUCAAAAACAACAAGAGCUAGAAAGACAAAGGCAAUUAUAUGAAGAACAACAAAGGCAACUUAUGCAACAACGUGAGCUUGAGCUUCAAAGACAGCGUAUGACGGAAAUGCAGCGGCAGAGAGAAUUGGAAGAACAACAACGAUUGCAGCAGGAAAGGGAAAGAUUGGCCAGAGAGCAGUUACUUAGUGAACAAAUACAAAGGCAAGCUGAGGGAAGAGUUGCUGAAUUGGAAAGAGAACUCUUAAACAAGAGAAGUCAGGUUGAACGUGAUCAAAUGAUGCUGGAGCAAUAUGACAGGAGGGUUAAAGCUCUCGAAAAUGAGAUGAGCAAAUUAAAUUUGAAUGCACAACAACAGAUUAAAUCCAAGGAUGAAAUGAUUAAAAAUUUACAAGCUCUUGCUAAACUUUACUCACAAUUACGUCAGGAACAUCUUGACCUUAUUAGUAAGUUCAAAGCCGCUCAGCUCAAAGCAAAUUCUGCACAAGAAGCAAUUGACAAGAUGGAAAGAAUGGAACGUGAUAUGCGUUCUAAGAACCUAGAGUUGGCAGAUAUGAUAAGAGAGAGAGAUCGUGCAAGACAUGAAUUGGAUAGAUUAAAGAGUAGCCAACGGGAAGAUUUAGAGAGAGUCAAACGUGACCUUACAGAAGCUAAUGCUAGGGCAGAUGACCUUUCUCGUUCAAAGAGCAAUGAAAUUAGCUCAUUGAUGUCUAAAUUUAACAAAGAAAAACAGGAACUGGAAGAUUCGAUAAGACAAUCAUAUGUUGAUGAUUUAUUGAGACAAUUGGAAGGCAAGAAGCAUGAAAUUGAACAAGUAACACAGAUUGAUGAUAGUUUGUAUGAAUUGGAGUCUCCAAUGCAAGCUGGAAAUCAAAAUUCAACACCAGAGUAUACUUUAUCAAUGAUAGAGAAGGCGACAACUGAGGCUUCAGAAUUCUCAUCUUCUCUUAAAAAAUUCUUACAAAACGAUCGGACGAAAGAUCAUACUGAAGUGAUCAAGUCUGCUACAAAUUUCUCACAAGCAAUUUCUGACGUGCUGAUAAACGCUAAGGGUAUUAUACGUCUUGCUGACGAAGACGAUGAAAUAACAGAUGAAAUUGUGGGAGCUGCUAAAAUGGCUGCAAAUAUCGAGAUGAAUGUUCAAAAUGCUCUGCAUAAGGUCUCUAAAGUAGUCGAAGGCAUGUUGAGACAUAAUCUAGAUGUUACUAACAGGGCCGAGGGUGAAAUUGGCAAUUUAGUAGAACAGGAAAUGAUGAAUGCAGCCAAAGUAAUUGAGGCAGCCACUGCAAGAAUUCAAGCGUUGAUGUUGCGACCACGAGAUACUGGUCUUUCUGCUACCGAACUAAAUGUUCAUGAUGCAAUUCUAGAGUCUGCAUUAGCUGUCACAAAUGCUAUCGCAAAUUUAAUACGAUGCGCUACUGCUUCACAACAAGAGAUUGUUGCACAAGGACGUGGCUCGAGUAGCACUGCUGCUUUUUACAAAAAGAACAAUAGAUGGACAGAGGGGCUUAUCUCCGCAGCAAAAGCUAUUGCGGUUGCCACUAAUCUCCUUAUAGAAAUUGCAGAUGGGGUCAUUCAUGGUACUCGUUCUCUCGAACAACUUAUCGUCGCUUCAAAUGAGGUUGCAGCCGCAACAGCGCAGCUUGUUGCAGCUUCAAGAGUUAAGGCAGAUUUUAUGUCAAAGACACAGGAUCGAUUGGAGGCAGCAUCAAAAGCCGUCACUGAAGCCUGUAAAGCUCUUGUAAAAGCUGUGAAAGCUAUUGCGGCGAAACAAAUAGAGGGAGAACCGAUUAACUACUUUGAACUGACACCUCAUGACUUUAAGGUCAAAGAGAUGGAGCAACAAGUGGAGAUAUUAAAGCUUGAGAAAGAAUUAACCAAUGCUCGAAGAAAAUUGGCAGAAAUGAGGAAGCAUGGAUAUCACGACGAGGAAGACUAA
Racocetra fulgida is the source of this 2692-nucleotide messenger RNA. The record is from the annotation of a GenBank genome assembly. NCBI's taxonomy places the organism in Eukaryota, Fungi, Glomeromycota, Glomeromycetes, Diversisporales, Gigasporaceae.